AAUUUCUUUUAGUUCCUUGUUCCCACACCAUUCGUAUAGUUUCUUUGUCAUUACUCCUUUUGCACCUUACAUCACAGCACAUACUUUGCUUAAGAACACGUCGUAGGACGUCGUAUUACAGGUUUAUUUUGGUUAAGAAUCAUAUAUAUUAUUACUUAUUAACCAAAAAUAUUGUGAUUAAUCUGAUUCUCAUCUGUUCAGUGUAAAAGUAAAAAUUAACAAUUUUAUCGUCGACAUUUGUUUUUCGCUUAAAUUGAGUGCUACUUUGCAAUUUAGCAUUUAAAUAAUAAUGUCGCAAACUACACUGGAGAACUCAAAAGUAAAUGAAUUAAAUGAAAUGUCUUCACAUACUGUAAGAAAUAAAAUCAAACUUCUACAUGUGUUAAAGGAACAUCCUUUGCUAUUGGCAGGUAAUUUGGGAGCUGUGGCUGCUUUUUCUUAUGGUGUAUGGAACUUUAUACACGGAAGACAACGGUUAUCGUAUUAUAUGAUGAAUGCUCGCAUUGCAGCACAGAGUGUAGCAUUAGUCACUAUAUUUAGUGCUCUUCUGUCAAAGGUGAAAUCUGAUGAAUCUAAUAAAUCUGAUGAAUCUAAUAAAUCUGAUGAAUCUAAUAAAUCUGAUGAAUCUAAUAAAUCUGAUGAAUCUAAUAAAUCUGAUGAAUCUAAUAAAUCUGAUGAAUCUAAUAAAUCUGAUGAAUCUAAUAAAUCUGAUAAACAUUGA
This is a messenger RNA of Eufriesea mexicana, 721 nucleotides long. RefSeq names its product HIG1 domain family member 2A, mitochondrial. The transcript has 2 exons. Lineage: Eukaryota; Metazoa; Arthropoda; Insecta; Hymenoptera; Apidae. The record is from RefSeq and is a predicted model, not a curated record. The coding region runs from base 290 to 721 and encodes 143 amino acids.